CAAGCCCCGAGGCGGGGCCGGGGCCGGGGCCGCGGCCGCCCUCCCGGGAGCGGUGGCAGCGGGAUGCGGUUGCCGGAGUUGUGCCUGGCGCUGCUCUGCGCCGCCGCCGCCGCCGGGCCCGGCUCCCCGGGGACGGCUCGGGAGCAGCCGCCGGGCCCGGGAGCAGCCGCGGGGAGGGCGGCAGAGGCGGGACGCGGGAGGCCGGGGGCGGUGGCCUCUCGGGCCGGCGGCGUGGACCCCCGUCAGGCGUGGAUGCUGCUGGCUGGGAGCCCCGGGCGGGCGAGCGGCAGCCGGGCCCGGGGCAGGACGGGCACAGAACGGGCCGGGACAGGGGCUGGCACAGCGCCGGUACCGGCCGGUGGCCAGGCUCCGGGAAAAUCCCCCCAGGCUGCCUUGCAAGUCGGCGUGCCAGGCGCCGCCCCUGCCGACCCCGGGGUCCCCGCCGUGCUGGAAGAGCUGCUGAAGGAGCUGCAGCUCCUGCUGAAAGGCAUGGUGAAGGAGCAGGCAAAGACCCACAGGAAGGCCUGGGAAGGGCGUGAGGAAGAGGAGGAAAGUGGUGAAGGCAAUCCACAGGCCAGGUCCCAUCGUCGUGUGGAAGCAGCCUUCCACUGCCGGACACGAGAAAACAUCUCCAUCAAGCAGAGAGCACGGCAGGAGCUGCAGCUCUACUACAUCGUGAGUGCCCAGCCUGCUGCAUCUUCCUGCCUAUGGGGACAUUCUCUAACCCAAGCCUUUCCCCAUCCCCAGCCAGCGAGGGAGGGGAUGUUCCACCGCGGCUCGGGGCUGAACCUGACCAGCGGGCAGUACACGGCCCCUGUUGCAGGCUUCUACACCUUCACUGCCACGCUGCACAUCGUGCGCAGAGAGCAGCAGAGGAAAGGGCAGCCGUGCAGGGGGAAUCGUCUGCGGGUGCUGAUCUGCGUGCAGUCCCACUGCCAGCACAACAGCAAUUUGGAGACCGUGUCCUGGCUGGAGAGCGGUGGUGACCUGUUUACCAUCUCCGUCACUGGCGUCCUUUACCUGCAGCGCCAUUCUGCUGGGGGUGUGAAAAGGUACUGGGCACCACACAGGGAGCAGAACCUGUGCCAGGAGCAGCGUGACCCUUCCCUCUGCCAGCCACCAUCACACCUCCCCUGCUCAGCACCAAGCCCAGGGAAGACCUUUCACUGCUGCAGGAGCUGCAGACUGGCCCAAUACUGCACGUGCUGCAGAACCAUCUGAACCUGGACAUAAAAAUUGAGGAGAAAAAGAUAAUAAAUAAAUAAAUAAUGAUGAUGAAGCC
Grus americana (Whooping crane) is the source of this 1282-nucleotide messenger RNA. RefSeq names its product erythroferrone (gene ERFE). The coding region runs from base 64 to 1221 and encodes 385 amino acids. NCBI's taxonomy places the organism in Eukaryota, Metazoa, Chordata, Aves, Gruiformes, Gruidae. Gene Ontology annotation, molecular function: hormone activity. The record is from RefSeq and is a predicted model, not a curated record. Gene Ontology annotation, biological process: negative regulation of gluconeogenesis; positive regulation of D-glucose import across plasma membrane; positive regulation of insulin receptor signaling pathway. The transcript is spliced from 5 exons.